AAUAAAGUUUAUUGUAGGGAAAAAGGAUUGUAAUUUUGGGCUCUCGGCUUGCCAUACUUUUCAUUCCCUGUGACUACGUCAUUCUCACGCGACAGCUCAGGUUGGGCGCACGCUGGUAGACAGUUCCUCUCCUUUUCGGGGUUUUCUGUCCGUGUGUGGACUAUGGGGAAACGACCUAACUCCUCCGGGACCAAACCCACAUCCGCGGAGAACAAGACAGGGGUCGCGGUCGAGAACUUCGAGAAAUGGAAGAAAAAGUACAACAAAAAGAAAUCUCGGGUUAAACGCGAGCGUGCGCAGAAGAAGAAGCCUGAGUGGCAGGUGGAGCGCGAGUACAUCCAGAACUUGGUCCGCAGGUACGAGGACGUAGACUUGAGCCAGGUGGCCAGGUUCUCUGACUUCCCCAUCUCUAAAAAGACUCUGCUGGGCCUGCAGGAGGCCCAGUUCCGACAGCCCACCGAGAUUCAAAGGCAGACCAUUGGACUUGCCCUGCGGGGCAGAGACGUGCUUGGCGCGGCCAAGACCGGCUCCGGUAAGACGCUUGCCUUCCUCAUCCCGGUGCUGGAGUGCCUGUACCGGCAUCAGUGGAGCUCCAUGGAUGGUCUGGGCGCCCUCAUCAUUUCUCCUACCCGGGAGCUUGCCUACCAGACCUUCGAGGUCCUCCGCAAGGUUGGCAAGAACCACGAAUUCUCCGCGGGUCUAGUGAUCGGCGGCAAGGACCUGAAGACCGAGGCGGAGCGGAUCCCCCGCACCAACAUCGUAGUCUGCACCCCGGGCCGGCUGCUGCAGCACAUGGACCAGACCGCCUGCUUCCACGCCAGCGGCCUCCUCAUGCUGGUUCUGGACGAGGCGGACCGCAUCCUGGACAUGGGCUUCGCGGACACGCUGAACGCCAUCGUGGAGAACCUGCCCCGGACCCGGCAGACGCUGCUCUUCUCUGCCACGCAAACCAAGUCCGUGAAAGACCUGGCCCGGCUCAGCCUGAAAGACCCGGAGUACGUCUGGGUCCACGACAAGGCCCGCUUCAGCACGCCGGCCUCGCUGGAGCAGAGCUACGUGGUGUGUGAGCUCCAUCAGAAGGUGGACCUGCUCUUCUCUUUCAUCCGCGGACACCUGACCAAGAAGAUCAUCGUCUUCUUCGCCUGCUGCAAACAGGUGCAGUACCUGUUCCGGGUCUUCUGCCGCCUGCGCCCUGGCAUGCCGGUUCUGGCUCUGCACGGCCGGCAGCCGCAAGUGAAGCGGGUGGAGGUCUACAACGACUUUGUCCGGAAGCAGAACGCCGUGCUGUUCGCAACUGACAUCGCUGCCAGAGGUUUGGACUUCCCCGCCGUCAACUGGGUCCUGCAGUUCGAUUGUCCAGAGGACGCGGACACCUACAUCCACCGGGUGGGCCGUACAGCCCGCUACAAGGAGGGCGGGGAGGCGCUGCUGCUGCUGCUGCCCUCCGAGGCGGAGGCCAUGGUGGCGCAGCUGCAGGAGAAGAAGGUCCCCAUCAACCAGAUCCAGGUGAACCCGGAGAAACUGCAGAGCAUCCAGCAGAAGCUGGAAGCCUUCCUGGCGCAGGAGAAGGAGCAGAAGGAGCGGGCUCAGCGCUGCUUCGUCUCCUACCUGCGCUCUGUCCACCUGAUGAAGAACAAAGCCGUGUUUGACGUCUCCAAGCUCAACAUCAACCAGUAUGCUCAUUCGCUGGGGCUAGCCGUGGCGCCACGGGUACGCUUCCUGCGUAAAACUCAGGCACAAGAAGAGAAGGAGGAGGAUGAAGAGAAGGAGGAUGAAGAGGAGGAGGAGGAGGAGGAUCUGCGCAGCUUCAAGGCCUGCCUCAAAGGAAAGUCUUCUCCAGAUGAGAGCCGAAGCUCGGGGUCAGAAACCAGUGAGGAGAAUGAAGAUGAUGGAAGUGAGGAGGAUGUGGAGCAGUUCGAGUCUGAUGAAGACGAGGAGGAUCUUCGAGACCUGGACCUUCUGACAGUCAAGAGAAAAGACGUGUUCGGCCUGGACCCGCAGAGUUCCGAUGAAGCUGACGCCAGCCAGAGGAAGAGGGGGGUGGCCAAAGAGACAAAGUUCAAAGAAGCCAAAAAGGUCCUGAAGAGGAACUUCAAGGUGAACACCAAGGUGACUUUCAACGAGGAGGGUGGGGCCAUGCAGGUUUGGCCACCAGUUCAGCGUAAGGCUGCUGGUGAGGAGGAGGAAGAGGAGAAAGAGGAAGAGUCGGGUAUCAAUGUAGAGAAGGCCAAAGAAAGGCUAAAGAGGGAGGAUGAGGAGUUUGACAAGCAGGAGUACAGCCGCAAGGUAAAGGCCAAACACAGGGAAAGGAGGUUGAAGGAGAGGGAGGCGCGGCGCGAGGCCAGCAGGCGUGGAAAACGCCACGAGGACGAAGAGGAGGACGAGGUCGUGGCUUAUCUAGCCAAUCAGAGCGAAGACGAGUUUGACCCCAGCACCCUGCCAGACCCAGAAGAGCUGCAGCCUUCAGGAGAGGAAGAGCAGGAAGAAGAGGAGGACAGAGGCUUCGGCAAACGUUCACACAGGGCUGAGGAUGAUGAAGAGGAGGAGGAGCUCACAGCAGAGAAGAAAAGGAAGACGGAUGACGAAGAGCUCCCAGCUCUGGACACUGGUCUGACUCUGGCCGAAGAUGAAGAGCUGGUUCUCCAGCUGCUGCGAGGACAAAGGUAGAACCCACAGAACUGGAUCAUGGAGCUGAGCUCGGUUCUGGAAGGUUCUUCCUGAGGGAACGUCCCGGUUCUGAGGCGUUUAGGAUCUCCUAAUCCGCUGUGUUUUCCCAGACUCACUUUUAAAGGGAGGGGCUCUGGUAUGACCUCCUCUUUUGGACCUGUCAUGCCCGUCCUUUGCAGACCCACAGCGCUCCAGCUGUCGAACUGAGCACGCUCAGAACUUCGGCGAUGCUUUCGUGAGUGACCUCUGCUGAAGCAGGCUCACAGGUUCACCUUCAGUCUUUGAAAUUCUGACAUUUUCAUGUAUCAAUGAGUAGAAAAACCCAGAUUUUUGUGUUUCCAGAACAUCCCAGAUUUGAUCUUUCAGACCUUAUUGUGCUGCAGAUUUUCCUUUCAGUUCAUUUUCGUAUAUUUUCCACCAUUCAGCCAAGUUUAAAACAGUUCAAGCGCCUCAAAUAAUAAACCAGAGAGAAAGGUUAAACCCUCUGAAGAAGCUUAAAUGCAGGAUCUCUACCUCAAACAGGUGCGAUUGCAGUCAGCAGCUACAGAUACAAACAUGUUGACUCUCAGUUCAAGAGAUUUGACUAGCACACAAAUUUAGUUUUAAUGUCAACAUCCAGCAGGUGGAGCUAAAGUCCUAAAUAUGUCUUGUCCCUGCAGUUCCGUAUUUGUCCUGAAGUGUCGCUGUACAGAAUGCAGAAUGGCUUUAUUGUUAUUGUACAUCUCAUCCCGGUAGGCCGUCUCGUCCUCUCACCGCUGUUGCGUCAUCUGCAAACUUGAUGAUGAUGUUCUUGGGGUAGGCAGGUCUACAGGGAGUAGAACACCUAAAGAAUAGAAUAUCUAGCUCCUCAUAUUUGGCAGCAGAGUAAACUAACUACUCUUUUUCAUGUUGACAGACACAAAACUAUUUUUUACCCUAAAAAGAAAGUUUUACACAAAAUAAUUGAUUAUUUUGAGAAAUAUUUACAGUUCAGAACACGUUUUUUCAAUUUCAUUGGUUCUGAGGGACUCGAGAUGGUUUUCAAUGAAAACAAUAAAAAGAUUGUCAGUGUCUGCAGAACUCAGUGCCCCAUUUUUUCAGUACAUGUGUAGUGUGGUUUGAUUAAAUGCAUAAUAAAGUUUUAUUAUAUUUAAGAAAAAAAACAAAGGUUUUCAUUUUGUCCUCUAAUGCAGAAGCAGGAACCUGCUGAAUUCAUCUGAACUCAAAGCGGGAAUAGUCAGAAGGUGAAAAAGGGAGAUUGGUCUUUUCUGCAGCAGUGGGCACCGUGAGGCGCGUUUGUUCUUGCUUUGAAUCUGUAUUUUCUCAGACUUUAUACCAAUAAACACAAACAAAAGUA
Molecule: messenger RNA, 4003 nt
Organism: Oryzias latipes (Japanese medaka)
Lineage: Eukaryota; Metazoa; Chordata; Actinopteri; Beloniformes; Adrianichthyidae
Gene: ddx10
Product: DEAD (Asp-Glu-Ala-Asp) box polypeptide 10
Molecular function (GO): nucleic acid binding; RNA helicase activity; ATP binding
Source: RefSeq, a predicted model, not a curated record